Molecule: messenger RNA, 1157 nt
Organism: Botrytis cinerea B05.10
Lineage: Eukaryota; Fungi; Ascomycota; Leotiomycetes; Helotiales; Sclerotiniaceae
Exons: 3
Coding region: 136-834 (232 amino acids)
Molecular function (GO): acyltransferase activity, transferring groups other than amino-acyl groups
Source: RefSeq, a predicted model, not a curated record
GAUAACCAUCAUUGUCUAGCACAACAUUGAGAAUGGGGACAGUCAUGUAAAUACUGCUGUAAAAAUUCUUAACCCACACCCAUUCACCACCGUACUUAGCUAUUUCUUCCUUUGAUCUCAGUUCGAGUUCUCACCAUGGCCUUCACCAUAUCUCGGCUUACAGAAGAUGACAUACCUGGAGCUGUGAACACUAUUCAGGAAGCAUUUAAAGAAGAUCCUUACAACCUGUGGAUUUACAAUGAUCGAUCAAAGCUGAACCUGGUCAGAAACUCGGUAUCUCUUGGCAUUCGUUGUCGAUGGGGAAUUCGAAACGGCUUGUUCUAUGUUGCUAAAGACUCUCAAAGUCAUCGGGUUUUGGGCGUUGCAAUGUGGUUACCACCCAAAUCUGCUGGAUCGCCGGAGACGUGGGCAGAAUGGAUUGACAGUUGGGCCAUGUGGGCUCAACAAGUCGGUGUGAAUAUUUGGUACGGUCGAGGUGGCCUAAAUGUGAAGCGUUAUUACAUCUGGAAGGACAGGCAAGCAGAAGCCCAGUCUAAUAUUUGGACCGACCCUCAAGGCUACUACUUUCUAAAUAUAAUGGUUGUUCAUCCUGACGCUCAAGGAAGAGGAAUCGGAAAGGCGCUAGCCAAGGAAGUAACUAGCAUUGCUGACGCAGAAGGAAAAAGAUGCUAUCUUGAAUCUAGUCGGGAUGUUCCCAACAUGAAGAUAUACGAAACCUUCGGAUUCCAUUUUGAAAAGAAGAUGGUUUGCGACGAUGAAGGUGAUACUUGCAAUAUCUAUUGUAUGACUAGAGAACCACAAACAGAUUCGAAAGGAUCUAAAAAGGAUGUGUGAGAAUGCGCCUCUAUCUUUGUAGAUGCUAGACGGUCGCUCUUCUUCGCUAAACCCCGUCAAAUUAUGACGGUGUGAUCGUUCUCGCCUCAUAGGCACGGAUUAGAUGAACCUUUCUGUGUUAAUGAAUUGGAGAACUCCAGUGUCCCAAGACUCGGCAUGGCAUGGUUUGUCCAAUCAUCAUUGGCACUUUCGGUGGUUCGGAAAUCCGGUAAACUUUCCAAAAUCUCCGAACAGACCGAAAAUGACUGGGACAAUGUUCAGGUGCCUGGUAGAUAGGAUAGAUAGUACAGGGUAGGAAUCAUAACACUCCAAUUGACCUGUCA